This is a messenger RNA of Acaromyces ingoldii, 1689 nucleotides long. Its product is annotated as putative high-affinity glucose transporter. Gene Ontology annotation, molecular function: carbohydrate:proton symporter activity. Gene Ontology annotation, cellular component: membrane. The coding region runs from base 1 to 1689 and encodes 562 amino acids. The transcript is spliced from 4 exons. The record is from RefSeq and is a predicted model, not a curated record. NCBI's taxonomy places the organism in Eukaryota, Fungi, Basidiomycota, Exobasidiomycetes, Exobasidiales, Cryptobasidiaceae. Gene Ontology annotation, biological process: carbohydrate transport; transmembrane transport.
AUGUACAUCACCAACCCGUACGUGCUGACGGCCGUCGGCUGCAUCGGCGGUCUCCUUUUUGGCUUUGACAUUGCUUCGAUGUCGGCCAUUCUGGUGACAAACAACUACAAAUUUUACUUUACCAACACACCCGAUAUCGUGCAGGGCGGUAAGGUCGUCAACCUGGGUCCCGAUUCGAACCUCCAGGGUGGUAUCACGGCAUCCAUGGCCGGUGGUUCGUUUGUCGGCGCCGUCGUCUCGGGCAUUCUUACCGACUGGCUUGGUCGCCGUGGUGCCAUCAUGGUCUCUGGAUUCGUUUUCAUCGUCGGCUCCAUCCUCAUUUGCGCUGCUCAGGACGUCGCCAUGCUUAUUGUCGGCCGUUUCAUCGCCGGCGGUGCGAUUGGUAUCGCGUCUGCGCAGGUCCCUGUAUACCUCUCUGAGCUCUCGCCCGCACGUCUCCGCGGUCGUCUUGUUGGUUGCCAACAGUGGUUAUAUUGUUAUCUUCGCUGCUUGCUGAUCAAGACGAAUCACAUCCACAGGGCCAUCACUUGGGGCAUCAUGGUCUUCUACUACAUCAGUUAUGGCUGCUCCAAGGCUGCCCCUCAGGACGGCAACCACCCCAUCACCUGGAGGCUUCCUUGGGGUCUUCAAAUGAUCCCCGCCAUCAUUCUGCUGUGCUUGAUUCCCUUCAUGCCUCGUUCGCCACGUUGGCUCGCCUCCAAGGGUCGCUACGACGAAGCUCUCGAGGUCCUCGCUCUCGUCCACGGCGGCGGCGACAAGUCCAACCCCAUGGUUCUGGCCGAAUUUAAGGAGAUCCAGGAGAACAUCGAGGCCGAGCGCGGCGAGGGAUCUGGCUACAUCGACCUCUUCCGUGGCAACAUGCUCUACCGCACCCACAUUGCCAUCUUCACCCAGAUCUGGUCCCAGCUCACGGGCAUGAACGUCAUGAUGUACUACAUUGGUUACGUCUUCCAAAUGGCCGGUGUCCAGGACUCUGAACAGGCUAUCGUCUCGUCGUCGAUCCAGUACGUCAUCAAUGUCGUCAUGACCGUUCCCGCCCUCAUCUUCAUCGACCGAUGGGGCCGUCGCCCUACCCUCCUCGUCGGUGCUGCUCUCAUGGGCACCUUCCUCUUCACCAACGCCGGCAUUCUCGCAGCCCACGGCCACGAGAUUCCUGUUGACCAGAGGACGUCGGACACGGUGGUCUGGGCUGUCGGACAGACGCCCGGCAAGGCCGUCAUUGCCAUGUCUUACCUCUUCGUGGCGUCGUACGCUCCCACCUGGGGUCCCGUCUCGUGGGUUUACCCUCCCGAGCUCUUCCCGACCCGUCUCCGUGGCAAGGCCAACUCGAUUUCGACGUGCGCCAACUGGAUCUUCAACUUUGCCCUCGGCUAUUUCGUCCCUCCUGGAUUCAAGAACAUCUCGUGGAAGAUGUACAUUGUCUUUGGUGUCUUCUGCACGGCCAUGUUCAUCCACGUCUACUUCGCCUUCGUCGAGACCAAGGGCAAGACGCUCGAGGAGGUCGAGAGCAUCUUCAACUCCGGCCUCAAGCCUUGGCAGACGAGGAGGCUCACCGAGACGAGCCAGGUCGAGGAGCUCGCCCACGCCAUUGCUCAGGGCGACGACACCGCCAAGCCAAACAUCCUCAAGCGCAGCGACAGCGACGAUGUCGAAUCGCCCUCGGAGAAGGACACGAAGGAGGUCGCCUAG